CAGGUAUCGGCAUGAUCAUGUUCCAUUUGUUUGAUUACGUUGUUACAUAUAAAUAUUAAAGAGAUGACAUUUAUUUUAAGAAGGCGAUCGCCCUAUGUAUUUGGACUAUUUCCUUUUAAAUUCUUUAAUGAUAAUAAGGAUGCACCAGAUCCGAAAACUGUAGAAAAGUAUAUAAAAAACAAAGAUGAAAAUGUUCUUAAUGAAACCGGAAAGGACAGGCUCCGGAAAAUGUUUUCGAAAAAUGAAUAUGGAGAGAUUAGUCCAGAAAUUAGAUAUUGUAUGCACAUAGGUAGCAUGGCAUUUAUAUUUGGAGCCAUAUACGGUGGUGUUCUUAGAGGGAGAUCCGCUUUUAUACAUUUCAUAGAUAGCAAUGAAGCAACAAUGUUUCGCAACCACCUGGAUGCGAAAAGACAAUUACAAGAUCAGGUGUCACUCAGUGUUUUUAAAGGUGCCGCUCAAUGGUCUUGGAGAAGUGGCUUCUUUACUUCAGUUUAUGCAAUCACAUCCACCGUUGUAUCAGUUUUUCGGGGGAAAUCUGGUGUAAUAGAACACGUGGAUGGUGGUUUUAUGGCAGGUGCAGUUUACAACAUGAAAAACGGUGUACGUGGAGCAAUCGUAGGUGGAGGCUUAGGAGGUGUUUUAGGGGCAUUUUUUGGAAGUAUAUUCUAUGGUUUUCUUUUGCUGACUGGACAAACAGUUGAAGAAGUACGUUUUUGGACGUAUGAAUGGAACAAACAUCGUGAAGAUCUUUAUGCAGAGGGGGAUAGGAAAUAUAGGAUAAAGAGAGAUGAGGAAGCGAUUAUGAAAUUAGCAGAACAGCUGACUGAAUCCGAAUUACAAAUGCAUGCACCGAAAAAAGAGAACAUUCUAGAGGCUGAAAGAAAAUCACUCAGCUAAAUGUAACUGUAAAUAAAACAUCAGGAUAAUAUACUUUA
This is a messenger RNA of Belonocnema kinseyi, 935 nucleotides long. RefSeq names its product RPII140-upstream gene protein (gene 140up). Bases 64 to 897 code for a protein of 277 amino acids. Gene Ontology annotation, cellular component: mitochondrion. The record is from RefSeq and is a predicted model, not a curated record. NCBI's taxonomy places the organism in Eukaryota, Metazoa, Arthropoda, Insecta, Hymenoptera, Cynipidae. The transcript has 4 exons.